AUGGCACGUACAAGGAGAUUCGCUGCAAGAAAAGCUUCAACAAGCUCUACAACGCCUACCCACGAAACACAAAAUGUAUAUCCCACUGAGAGCCUAGAAAAUGUUAUUCAAGGGGUGGAACAACAGCCCCAUGAAAUGGAAGGCCAAGAAGCUCAAGUUUCAGGUCGUUCCCAACAACAAAAUGAAAGACCACCUUCCUACAAGGCCAAGAGGGUUUGCAACAAAUAUUGGCUGGUUGAUGUCAUAGAUGAUCAAGGAAGGACAACUGAGGAAAAAUUGCGCGUCAGGGAUGUUUUGGUACUUGCUGAACACAAGAAAGUGGUGGUGCUAUGGAGUGAAGAGAAUCAGCCUGUUGCUGAUGGCGGCUCACUAUUGAAUGGUUUUUUAGGACAUCUUGCAUGUAACACUAAUGUAUUUCCAAUAUAUUUUGAUAGGUGGCCUAGUGUACUUCCCUCGUAUAAGACUACUGCUUGGGAGACCAUUCAGAAAAAGUUCCAGCUCCAUCAUGCUGACCACUAUGAAUAUUGUAUGGAAAAUAUGGGAAAGAAAUGGAAGGACAAUAGGUGGAGGUUAUGCUCCUAUUAUUAUAACAAAAAUGCAAGUUUUGAUCAAAACUUGGAAAACUAUCCUGAAGGUUUGACUCAAGAACAAUGGGCUGGUUUUUUGGCCUAUAAGUUAAGCGAUGAAGCCAAGAAAUACAGUGAGAUAAACACUAGAAAUAGAGCAAAACAAACGAUUAUGCAUACCCUUGGAUCAAAAAGCCUUGCAAGUUUAAGAUAUGACCUGGACCAAUUACUAGCAGAGAUAAAGGAAACAUCUUCUGAAGAUGAAGCCUAUGAACGUGUCUUUGGUAAGGAGCACCCUAGACGCGUUAGAGGAAUGGGGUUCGGGGUGGUUCCAACUCAAAUGCGUAAGCGUUCUCACGAUUUUGCAUCAUUUUCUAAUGCUGGUCCUUCGCAAGAGGAGUAUGAUUCUCUCAAAGAGGAACUCGACACUUUGAAAGGGAAAAUGGGAGAACUGGAUAUCUUGAAAGCACAAAUGGCAUCAAUUAUGCAACAAAUGGUUGCUCAACAAAAUUUUCGUAUAAAUGAGGUUACAGAUUUGGGCUCUCCAGGAGUCAGAAGAUCUUCUCAUGCUAGUCAUAACCCACACAGUGAAGGACCAGAUUCAUCACCUCAUAUUCCACCUCCACCACCACAACCUUAA
Molecule: messenger RNA, 1206 nt
Organism: Gastrolobium bilobum
Lineage: Eukaryota; Viridiplantae; Streptophyta; Magnoliopsida; Fabales; Fabaceae
Exons: 6
Coding region: 1-1206 (401 amino acids)
Source: RefSeq, a predicted model, not a curated record